This is a messenger RNA of Toxorhynchites rutilus septentrionalis, 4200 nucleotides long. Its product is annotated as mediator of RNA polymerase II transcription subunit 12. NCBI's taxonomy places the organism in Eukaryota, Metazoa, Arthropoda, Insecta, Diptera, Culicidae. Bases 85 to 3033 code for a protein of 982 amino acids. The transcript is spliced from 6 exons. The record is from RefSeq and is a predicted model, not a curated record.
UUUCGUUAUUUAUCAAAUUUUGCUAAAAAUCUGUGUGUUACCGGAAUCCAACCCGUGCAAAGUGAAGUGUAAAGUGUGCGGGAUAUGUCGGUUGACGACUUGCUCAACUAUGAGCUAGGAGAAAGCGAGGAUCCGGCCCUACUGAACGAAGACGACCUGCUGCUAUCGGACGAUGACAGCGCACUUAAGUUGGAUCAGCACGAGGAGGAAUUUCUCCUCAGUGAAUCGGAGGAUUGGGUGUCGAAGCAGCUCGCGGCCAAAGAAAAAGAGGCCAACAAAAAGAAGCGAACCGAGUCGAUAACGGAGAAAGUGCCCUCGCCCCAACAGGAUGCCAAAAGGCCGCCACCGCCACCGACAGUCUCUGCGGCAGCAGCAAAAAGACGCACCCGAAGUGGUACGCCUAAAAGGUUAGACGAAGAGUUGGAACCCCCUCCGUUGGCGGCGUCGGCGGCAGAUGUGGUUGUGGAAGUGAAAAAGGAAAUUGUGAAACACGAGGAGAUUUCCGAACCGAAAGUACUAGUAGCUUUUAAGUCGGUAGAAGCUUCCGAUUCGAAUGUAUCGAUUAAGGCUGAACUUUCCUCCAGCCAGGAAACCGUUAUGCCUGCCUCCACAGAGUCCGAGUUUGGACGGGACACAUCGACGGAAAUAUCUUCCAUUUCCGGAUCAUCGCUUGCUCCAGAGUCGGUCUCCGUCACAUCAUUGGUAACGGAGUCAUCGGUGAUCUCACAUUCAGAGUCGGAAACUUCCUCAGCUAGGGAAUAUAAUCAUAAAAAUAUCGAGGAAAUCGAGGCAGUGUCCUCGCAAGCCUCACUGAUUCAAGAUACAUCUAGGAAAAUAACUAAAGAGAGCCGGAUCAAAGCCGAAGACUCAAUUAAAAGCAAAUCAUCGAGUCAGCUUUGUGACACCACCUCGUCGGAAGAUGUCUUGGAUAUAUAUGUUACGAAUCAGGACCGAGAGCCAGAGUUCUCAUACGACACAGAUGAGUCCACAGAGAAGCGUGACUGGAAACAUGAGGGCAAACAUCCGGAUGGAAUCAACAAGGCAUCAUCCACUUCGCAGCAUCCACAACAGCUGCAACAUCGCCCUAAUUCGAAUAGAGCUAAUAAUUUCAAACAUUCCGGCGAUUCCGGCAAUUCAUCCGGUGAGCAGCAACAUUUUCCCCCGCAACCACUGGGGAUGCAACCACAUCCUGGCGGUCCAGGUGGUCCUAAUUUUGGAAUGGGACCAUUCCGAGGCAAUAUGCGUCCCAGGUUCCCUCCAAGACCGGGUUUCCCUGGUGACAUGAACAAUUUCCGCAACAAUCGAAUGAACUUCCCGAUGGGAGGUCGACCUCCAUUUCCUUCACGUGGACCCCCAUUCGAUCAUAUGAUGCGACCUGGAAUGAUUCGUCCCGGUGAUCGUCCGCCAUUCGAUCCAAUGCGUGGUGGACCCCGGAUGGGUCCCGGAGGACCUAUGUAUCGACCCAACGGACCAGGUGGGCCUCCGCCUGGAGGUCCUCCGUAUGGGGGUCCCAUGGGUGGACCUGGAGGGGGACCGACAAUGCCGCCAGCAGGUCCACCGGGUCCCAUGGGAUCGAUGCCACCCCAUCAGCCACCCAUACUCGGAUUUGAUAGUGGGCCUCUGACGGCUACUGCCGUUCCACCGGUCCCCGCUGCACCCGUUCUGCCUCGCAAGGUGCUGAUCAAUCCCAAUUUCAAGGGAGGAGUCGAAGCAGCGACAAGUCAACUGAUGCGAGAUGCCCUAAAUAGUCAGCAGUUUCUCGCCAGCAUUAACAACCGUCAGGUCAGUGACGAAGAACUCCUGCGCCAGCAGGAAGAGUUCAUCAACAAGAAUCGUAUCGAGGUUGAGAAACGUCGCUUCGAACGGUCUCCCUCGAGGGAGCGUGAACGGGAGCGAGAUCGAGAUCGCGACCGGGACCGGGAGCGUGAGCGAGAGAGGGAGCGUGAACGCGAACGGGAGAGAGAGCGUGAGCGGGAACGUGGCCGUUCACGGGAGCGUGAACGAGAGAGAGACCGGGACAGGGAGCGCGAUCGAGAUCAUCGGGAACGAUCGAGAGAGCGCUCGCGAUCCCCGCGGAGGCAUCGCGCCGUCAGCCGGGAUAGGGACUUGAACCGACCGAGGAGGAAUUUCCCCUCCAGGCGGCACGGCAGUCGCGACCGGGAUGACGACAGCCGGUAUCCGAAAAGACGAAAGAGUGGCGACUAUGGGGAGAACCAGAGGAACAAUAAUGAGAGAAAGGAUGACGAAGAGGAUCCGGAAAUUAAGGCGUAUCGGUUAGAGAUCGAGAAGCAGAAGGCCAUUCGGGAGAGAAUUCUCAAGGACAAAGAAAUGCGCCGUAAGCAGGCUGCGGAGGAAAUCAAGAAACCUAAGUCUUCAUCGGACCGGAAGUCCGAAGAGCCACCGGCGAAGUUUACACCGAUUGUCGUGACCGAGAAGAAGAUUAUCUCACUGAAGAAAAAAUCCGAAUCAUCAUCUUCCACAGAAAAGUCAUCAUCCGAUAGGCAUUCCUCUUCUAAUCACGAGUCAUCAUCGUCAUCGUUGUCGUCUUUGAAGAAGUCCUCACUGCCAGUCGAACACAGCAAGAAGUCCUUGGCGCAGCAGUCCGAGAGCGAUUCGAGAAAACAGUCAUCGGCUGCACCGACACCAGCUCCUGCGCCAGCACCCCCGGUGUCCACCCCGAGCCCUCCCAAGCGCAAGAUUAUCGACACUAGGGAUGCAUUGGAUCUCUUUGUGGACGAGUAUGAGGAGGAAUUGCUGCGGGAACCAACUCCGUCGCCUCCGAGGGAGAAACCUCAGCACACCACCACCAGCAGCAGCAGCAGUAGCACUGGCCGAGGUGACAGUGGGUUCGGUUCCGGCAGCCGACGGAUUGUGCUUAAGCCGGUUUCGGUUGACUCACGAUCGGAUUCACGUCAUAGCGAGCGGGAGAAGCCGCCGGCGAAAAAGUUAAGAGUAUUUGAUAGGCUAGAUAAGCGGAUAGGUGUGAAUGAAGCGGACAAACGCAAAUUGCAAAGGUUAGUCAAGGACAAUUGAAGCAAAAUUGAGGAGGAGACUUUCGAUAAAUUAUAAUCUAAUCUAAUGCACGUGUGGUGAGAGAGAGAGCUUGAAUUGUCCCCUUUUAUGUUUUCGUUUUUUUUUGUGUUCGUUUCGGAACUGUUCUUUGGUGUAGCACAUAAGCAUUUAGUGUACAGUCAAGAGCAAGUUUAUGUCAAGCUGAAUAUUACGUUUAGAGUUAGGAUUUUACUGUCCCAAUCUUCUAGCGUUAGAAUCCUUUUUUUUUAAUUUGCUAAAACAAAUAUCAACCGUUUUUAAGACGAGUUCGUUUCGAUAUUAAACGAAACUAUUAUCAUAUAAGAUAGACUUAGGUUGCUUAGGUUUUACAGUUGAAACUAGGACUGCUAACAAAUUACAACAAACCAAUCCUUUUGCGGAACUGAGAGUUCGUUCCGCUCAAAUGCUAUCAAGAUUCACACAAACACAUUUAACUACUACCCCCUUCUCCCUUACUUGUAAGCUUAAGGGUAAACAAACAAGCAAAAACUGUGAGAGUUAGUCUUUAGGCGUAAAUUAACAAAUUUUCAAUUAAGAAUAAUCGUGCUGAGAAAGUUUAGUAAGAAGAUACAGUGCAUACCAUUGCAACAUAUACUACAGAAUAGUGAUACCACUAGCCGACGAUCAAAGAGUGAACACAUCGUGAAAAAGCAACAAGAUUUUCUUCUACCCCAUACUGCCUGGUUGGAACCAAUCAUUCUUGUAUUCUUCCCGUAUUCCAACAGGAGAUCGACAAGAAUGUAACUUCCUAUCGUCAUCAUAAAGAUAGUAAACGAUGCAUGCUGCUGGUGCCGAGUGGAAGAAGCCUUCGACCUUUCGGAGUCAAUUAGCUGUGCUAUUUAUUGCUAGCGAACGGGAAUAACGACAUCCUGAGGAUCCGACUACGGGAUGCGAAUGGAACAAUACAAGAUCAGGCAGCAUUAGGGAGUGACAGGGACUGUUCAAAGUAAUGAUUUGCCAAUUGAUUGACCAGUAGUAGAAAUCUUGCACACAUGUCGAUUGUUUUCUUCACUUUUUUAUAUUUGAUAGUGUUUCAACAUUUGUUAAUGUAGAUAUUUUUUUCUAUUUUGUAUGGGUUCAUUGAACAAAAUGCAAGAAAGUACUAAAAUUAUAUACUUUUCUCCGGACGUAAACAAAAUUCUUCUGGUG